Molecule: messenger RNA, 1169 nt
Organism: Trichoderma asperellum CBS 433.97
Lineage: Eukaryota; Fungi; Ascomycota; Sordariomycetes; Hypocreales; Hypocreaceae
Cellular component (GO): intracellular anatomical structure
Source: RefSeq, a predicted model, not a curated record
GUGGAAUUCAAAGCAGCACAGCAAACUCUGUUAGAAACAGCGCGAAUAGACUCUGAGUUACUAAUGUAGUUAAGGUCCAUGCAGCUUGUCAAGCUUAUUCGGCCGUAAAUAAGAUCCUCCAAGCUAAGGCAUCAGUGCAGUGCCUAAAGCAUUUAUCCAUUACCAAUCUUACUUUUCUCUUUCUUUCUUUUGCAACUUCAUUCGAAUCCGACUCUUCUUUGCGUAAGCUACUAGCACUGGUUGCACUCGCGUAUACACCUGACCUGCAGUUCAAAACGCCUCAAAACUCCUCUGUGUCUCUUAAAGCCGCCAAUAUGAGCAAUUCCGACGACUCAAAUACCCUCAAACUAAUCACUCCCACCUUCACCCCAUCCUCAACCUCCUCCACCGAAUCCGCCGGGGUAGCUUCCAUUAUCAAGUCCCUCUCUCUUAUCGAGCACGUCGAGGGCGGCUAUUUCGCUGUCACAGACGUCAGCGACACUUUCAUCCCAUCUCCCUAUCCAGAGGAGCCUCUCUCGCAGCGCACCAUUGAUCUCGUCAACGGCCUCCCUGCCGACUACGACCCUUCGAAGAGACGGCUUUCUACUACCAUCUUCUACUAUUUGACCCCCAAUCGGCCUAUGGGCUCAUUUCAUCGUAACCGAAGCCGCAUCAUCCACAGUCUUCACCGUGGCCGCGGCCGCUAUGUCCUCAUCCACCCGGAUGGCCGUAUUGAAUCAUUCGUUGUUGGCCACAACGUUGAGCGUGGAGAAAAGCUACAGUGGAUAGUAGAAGGGGGCGCUUGGAAAGCGAGCUUCCUACUCGCUGAUGAUGACGGCCAGUCGAACAGCGAUGGCCUGCUCAUCUCAGAGACCGUUGUGCCUGGCUUUGAGUACGCCGAUCACGAGUUUCUCUCUCAAGAGCGUCUGGUUGAAAUCCUCCCUGAGACCAAAGCCAAGGCUCUUCAGUGGCUGGUUAAACACUAAGAUACAUUGUAGCACUGUAGAUCGGCGAUGAUGUGGGGAAAAUAAAGUCCAAGGUAGCACUAUCGGGGCUGUUGUGAAAUUAUCUCUAUUGAAAUAUAAGAUGUUCAGGCCCAAGCAACACCUUGGCUUCAGCUAUAACCAGCCUCUUUUUUUCCUGUAAAGACAAAUUCCAAUGCUUUCAUAAAUUCAUGCAUGGCGUGACGA